This is a messenger RNA of Oldenlandia corymbosa var. corymbosa, 2809 nucleotides long. The record is from the annotation of a GenBank genome assembly. NCBI's taxonomy places the organism in Eukaryota, Viridiplantae, Streptophyta, Magnoliopsida, Gentianales, Rubiaceae.
AGGCAGUCAAAUACUAUUCCAAAGGGAAAAAAAAAAAACAAAUAAAAGCAUAAUCACGUUUACAGUUGCAGCCUUUGUUUCGGGUUUUUUUCAUGGGUCACUAAGUUUGGGUCUGAAUCAAAAAUCCGGAUCCGUGUUUGUGAUUUCUGAAUUUGGAAAGUUUAAGCUGCAAAAGAACCCAUUGAUUUUCCCAUUCAAAUCAAUCUGCGAACCAAGAAGUUUUCGAAGUUCUUGAAGAAAAGUGGUAUUGUGGCGUCGUCGUUUCGUGCGGUUGCGUUGCUUGUCUCCGCCGUUGAUCAACCCCUCCUCCUCCGUCGCCGGCGAAACCCAUUUCUUCAACCCCCAGAUCGGAAUCUUCUUCGAACUUAAAUUCUACGGAAUAAAUCGUUAAAGAACAGAAAUAAGGGACUGCUGUUUAAUCUUGCGCAUAGUGUCGUGCAUAUUUUCAGUAUGAAUAUGCAGCCAGUCAUACAGCCCCGCUCUGCGGCUAAUGGUUUUGGCCGUCGUAGGAUUGAAAAAGAUGGUGGCUCUCGAUUGGACAAUAGAAUGCAAACUGGAAAAUCAAAUCAUAGUCGUUCAACAAGUAUAGGUUGGUUUUCUGGCUAGAAGUCUACUAUAUUUUUUUUACUUUUGAUGUCUGAUACUGAUUGUUUCCACCGAAGAUGCAGGUCGGGAGAGCUCUUCACGGGAUCGGCUAGUUUAUUUUGAGACAUGUCUUAUUGGGCAUCCAGUGGAAGUCCAGGUUGAGGAUGGCUCCUCUUAUUCUGGAAUACUUCAUGUGUUUGAUGCUGAUAAAGAUCUUGGAAUCAUCUUGAGAAUGGCUCGUCUGACUAAAGAUGGUUCUCGAGGACUGAGCAUGUCAGAUCUUGCAAAGAAGCCACCUUUAAAGACGUUGAUCAUACCAGCAAAAGAUCUAGUGCAAAUUAAAGCUAAGGGUGUCCCUGUGACAAAAGAGGGUUUGUCAAAUGAGCUCCAAUCUGUAAAACAGCAGGAGCUUUUGAUAGAUUCCUUCAUAUCACAGUCAAGUCGAGUCGACCAAGAGAGAGAAUUAGAACGCUGGGUUCCUGAAGAUGAUGAUCCUGGCCGUCCGGAGUUGGAGAACAUCUUUGAUGGCCACUGGGAUAGGGGUUGGGAUCAAUUUCGUGUAAAUGAAACAUUGUUUGGAGUGAAGAGCACUUUUGAUGAGGAGCUUUAUACAACCAAACUUGAGAAGGGUCCACAAACUAAAGAGUUAGAAAAGGAAGCUUCAAGGAUAGCUAGAGAAAUUGAGGGAGAGGAUACCCGUGAUAUUCAUCAAGCUGAGGAAAGAGGAAUAAAACUGCUUGAGAAAUUUGAGAUUGAUGAAGAAAGCAGAUAUUCAUCAGUGUUAAGGGGAGUUGAUGACAGCGGGUAUGAUGAUAUUGAGGACAUUUUGGUGGAUACUCGUAAUGAUGAAACAUUUGGAGGUGGCUAUGCAGGAACUCUGCAGUUCUUUCCUGGCAGUGGGAAGGUUAAUGAUGGAGCUCAAGGGUCAACAAGAUCUUCACAUAUGGAUGAAGGAUUUGCUUCUUCAUCAGUUACAUCCAGGGAAGUACACCAAUCUGGCAGCGAUGAUGCCAGACAGUUGCCAGUUGGUCUGUUGGCUAAGGAUUCUGAAUCUGCAGGAGAUAUCAGAUCCUAUGAUAACCAGUUUGCUGACCAUACUGGAACAAGUUACUCAAAGGACGAUACAGAAGUGGAGAGAGCUCAAACCUCAAAAGCUGAUGAUUCAAGGCCAUCUCUCUUGCCAAAGAAAGAAAGCUCUGAUAGAGGUGGUUUAUCUGCAACUGCGACUGCAUAUGCUCCAUCACUUGUUUCUUCUAAAAGCCAGGAAAAUGCCAGUUCUAAUGAUCAACCAGAGGGUAUAGGGUCUUCGAAGGUCACUGGGACUUCGCAAGCUGUUGGUUCUCAUGCUCGUACUAGUAGCUCUGCUUCAUCAACUUCUGAUUCUGGAGGUGGAGGUGCUGCAGCCGCUCGUGGUCCUGGAUUAUCUCCGACCUCAUCCAUGGGUUCAUUGACCUCUGAAAAAUCAACUCUGAAUCCCCAUGCUAAAGAAUUCAAGCUAAAUCCAAAUGCAAAGAGUUUUAUACCCUCGCAGUCGCCUUUGAGACCUGCAUCUCCAGUGGCUGAUACUUCAUUCUAUUAUUCAGCGGCUGCUGUACCGCCCAUGCCUGUUGGCUUAGGGAUUGGACCCUCAUUUGCUGCACACCAACCUGUCAUAUACAAUCCACAAGCUGCUCCACCACCACAGCCUUAUUUUCAUCCCGGUGGACCUCAGUAUGGACGUCAGAUGAUGAUUGGCCACCCUCAGCAAGUCCUUUACAUGCCAGCAACCUAUACUCCUGAAAUGCCAUACAAGGGGAGAGAGUAUUAAGCUUUGUUGGUUUGGAGCUGGUUCGUCCUCAUGGUUUGACAAAUUGCUGACAAAGAGUCUCUGCUUGGACCAGUGUUUUUUUUGGUGAAUGAGCCCCAGCAGCUGACAAAUAUAGCAGUUCACAGUGCUUCAUCGAGCAGGAAAAGUACCAAGUUUCGAAGAUGUAAUGAUUGGCAUAGCCUUGUAUAAUUUUUCCCCACCUUAUAGUGUUCUUUUGCCUUUGGUGCUUCGCUUUUCUUUUGGUCCCUUUCUUUUACCGAGACUUUAACACUGCUUAUUUUUACUUUUAACCUUUCACCCCUUCAUCAAUAUAUAUGUGAUUACUCUGUUUAUUGGUAGUAACUUGGUGAUUCUUGUCUCAUAUAUCCCAACUUUUUAGAUUUAUUUGCUCAUUGCUAUUUACUUUUUUUUUUCCCC